Molecule: messenger RNA, 1322 nt
Organism: Glycine soja
Lineage: Eukaryota; Viridiplantae; Streptophyta; Magnoliopsida; Fabales; Fabaceae
Exons: 2
Coding region: 163-969 (268 amino acids)
Source: RefSeq, a predicted model, not a curated record
ACAUUGCUAUUCAUUUUGAUUUCAUGGCCAUACUCAAAGCCACUCAUAAUGGUUAACAACAGCCUCAGAAUUUUCGCUUCAGCUACAAUUCUCUCUCUCUCUCAAUCAAACGAAAGGCUAAUAAAAUAUUGGAUACCCGUUUGAGCAUUAAAGGCUAAAAUCAUGGCUUUUCUUCUAUCCAACCUGAAACCCUCACUGCUACCCCAAACCAAAUCAAAACCCAUUCCUCAAACGCCUUCACCAUCAUCAGCAAAACCCACUUCUCAAAGUCCUUCAUUGUUCUUCUUCACUUCAUCUGCUCCACUUUCCGCACUCCAAAGUUCCACUGCACAGGUUGCUCAGGGGCACACACCAACAACAGGUGCCAGAGACGAGCUUCAGCAGCAGAAGGAUGAGUUUUACCUCAAUCUUGGCCUUGCUGUCAGGACCCUCCGUGAGGACAUGCCCUUCAUCUUCGUCAAAGACCUCAAUUAUGACAUUUACAGGGAUGAUAUAACAUUCAAAGACCCUUUGAAUACAUUUACUGGUAUUGAGAAGUACAAAUUGAUCUUCUGGGCAUUGAGGUUUCAUGGUAAAAUUUUGUUCCGUGAGAUUGCUCUAGAUGUGUAUAGGAUAUGGCAGCCUUCGGAGAACGUGAUAUUGAUCAGGUGGAACCUGAGGGGUGUGCCCCGGGUUCCAUGGGAGGCUAAGGGUGAAUUUCAGGGUACAUCUCGGUACAAAUUGGACCGAAAUGGGAAAAUUUAUGAACACAAAGUAGAUAAUUUAGCAUUCAACUUUCCACAGACCCUCAAACCAGUUUCAGUUUUGGAUUUGGUUACUGCUUGCCCUGCAAGUCCAAAUCUAACAUUUUCAUGGGGUCCUUUGGAUUCCAACUCUUCUUCAUGGUUAGAGUUUUAUCAUGCUGUUAAGGACACUGUGGAUCAAGAAGAGAGGUUGCUACCACAAGAUUGUAUGGCUACAUGUUCAUAGUGACCACUUAGUAAAUUGUUCCCUAGAUGAUAUAUACUAUAGGUUGUAAUAGAUUGGUUAGAUAUGAUGAAAUUUGGUCAAUAGCAUACAAUGGUUUUUCUCAAAGGACAGAGUGUAUAUAGAUAGGCAGGGAUGCAGAAGAGUGCAAGUUUCCCAUUCUGAUGUUGGAGGAAAUGAAGGUUUUUAUGUCUGGUGAGUUUACACAGAUGAGAUAGAUCUAUAUGCUAUAAUCAAAAUUUUAUAAUUAAGAAUUAUUUUGUUUCUCUUGCAAAAUGGAAUCUUGGCGUUUUAUUCUCAUAUAAUUGUUUAACCUUAAGAAUGUUUAAUCAGAUCAAUUUGUAUACUCUCUUUCA